AUGAAGGAGCCAGCCAAGACCCUGAAGUUUAAGGAGGUGUUGCUGGCGACGAGGAUCAAGAUUAUUCAUGCCAUAGUGAACCGCGAGGGAUUUGAGUACCCACGGGAGACGCACACAUCGUGCGGGGGGACCGUGGGGGCUAUUUUCACGUGCCCCCUGGAAGUCAUCAAGACGCGGCUGCAGUCUUCCAAGCUGGCCUUCCGGGCUGUCUACUAUCCCCAAGUCCAACUGGGCACCCUCAGCGGCGCAGGGGUGGUCCGGCCGACCUCGGUAUCGCCCGGACUUCUGCAGGUUCUCAAGUCCAUUUUGGAAAAAGAAGGGCCCAGGUCACUUUUCCGAGGGCUAGGACCAAACUUGGUCGGGGUUGCGCCCUCGAGGGCGGUCUACUUUGCAUGUUACUCCAAAGCCAAGGAGCUGUUCAACAACGUGUUCGUGCCGAACAGCAACGUCGUCCAUGUCUGCGCAGCUGGUUCUGCAGGGCUAUCUGAUUCAGCUAUAUACAUGCAGGCUCAUCUGGUAUCUGAACAUAGAAGUGUAGUGAGAGGUUCGAAGCAGAGGAACACACUACAGUGCGCCAGCUACGUCUACCAAACGGAAGGGAUCCGGGGCUUCUACCGGGGACUCACGGCUUCUUACGCCGGCAUCUCGGAGACCAUAAUCUGCUUUGCGAUUUACGAGAAGCUGAAGAAGCACGUGAACAACAUCCGGCUGUCCCCUUCCCCCUCCGGCGGGUCGGAGCGGAAGUCCACCAACUUUUUUGGACUAAUGGCGGCAGCUGCCAUCUCCAAGGGGUGUGCAUCCUGCAUCGCUUACCCACAUGAGGUUAUACGAACGAGACUUCGGGAGGAAGGCACCAAAUACAAGACAUUUGUUCAGACGGCACGAUUGGUCGCCCGGGAGGAGGGCUACCUAGCCUUCUACAGAGGACUCUUUGCUCAGCUCAUGAGGCAGAUCCCCAACACGGCUAUCGUCUUGUCGACUUACGAGUUGAUAGUGUACCUCUUAGAAGACCGCUUUAAAUAGCAGACCAGAACACCAUGAAUUGCUUCAAUGGACUCUAUGGGCCAGUUUUCUCCCUGAAACAAA
Gekko japonicus is the source of this 1086-nucleotide messenger RNA. RefSeq names its product solute carrier family 25 (pyrimidine nucleotide carrier), member 33 (gene SLC25A33). Gene Ontology annotation, molecular function: pyrimidine nucleotide transmembrane transporter activity. The transcript is spliced from 8 exons. The coding region runs from base 1 to 1023 and encodes 340 amino acids. Lineage: Eukaryota; Metazoa; Chordata; Lepidosauria; Squamata; Gekkonidae. The record is from RefSeq and is a predicted model, not a curated record. Gene Ontology annotation, cellular component: mitochondrion. Gene Ontology annotation, biological process: pyrimidine nucleotide import into mitochondrion.